This is a messenger RNA of Brachypodium distachyon (stiff brome), 15526 nucleotides long. RefSeq names its product auxin transport protein BIG. Lineage: Eukaryota; Viridiplantae; Streptophyta; Magnoliopsida; Poales; Poaceae. Gene Ontology annotation, molecular function: zinc ion binding. Bases 140 to 15334 code for a protein of 5064 amino acids. The record is from RefSeq and is a predicted model, not a curated record. Gene Ontology annotation, cellular component: plasmodesma; cytosol. Gene Ontology annotation, biological process: auxin polar transport. The transcript is spliced from 14 exons.
CCCUUCACACACAAACUCCCCCUCUCUAGAACAGACAACACAGUGAACAAAAACCCUUGCCGUCUCCUCGGCGAUCGAUCCGACCCCGCGCUACGCUCGUCUCUCUAGGGCUCCGCUGCCGAUCGGAGAUCCCUCGGAGAUGGCGGCGGAGAUCUCGGUGGUUCUCGACCUCCUCCGCCCCGCCGCCGCCGGGGACCGGGACCCGCCAGCCCACCGCCUCUGCACUCGCGCGGCCCGCGCGGGUCUCGAGGAGCUCGCGGGGGCCCUGGCUGCUGGCCCACCGCCCGAACGAGCUCCCGCCGGCGCCGUGCUCGCUGCCGCCCGCGCCGUUGUCUCCACAGUACUCUUCUCUUCCGUGGAGCAACUGGAGCCAAUAGUAGCAGAGAUUGUUGAGAGAUCUUUGGAAUUCUCUCUCUUGUAUCUUGAAAAAUCAUCAUAUGGAUGUGAUGACUUUGGCUUACUGAAUGAAGUUGCCUUUUUCAUGGAAUCUGUGCUGCUUAAUGGAACUCCCAGCAAGGUUUACACGUUGGAGCCUAGCAUCAUAAAUGAUGUUAUCGAGCAUUGGGCAUCUGUCCCUGCCGAAUCUGAGCGCUUGAGCCCGCCAGAGAAAUACUUUUGCUAUUUAAAAGGCUUUAACUGCUCUAAGAGUGGAGAUGAUCUGCAGCGGUUUCGUUUGACCUUAUCACCAGAGUGUUUACAACAAAGUUAUGUUAUUCCAGAGAACAAUGAAUCACUUCAUGCAGCAUCUCCAAGUGCCAUGGUGUCAAUAGCACAACAUUUUGCAGUUGUUCAUCUACGUUGUGUACCUCGCCUUAUUACAUUGGUUCAGAAGCUUUGUCAAUCUUCAGCUUUGGAAGUGAUAGAAGAUAUCAAUUUUAGCAUGAGGUUGUCUUUUACCCAAAGGAUUUUGAAAUUAGCCCAUGGUCUGUCUAUGCAAUUUCCUUGCGAUGUUUCUGAUACCAUGAUGUUAUUCUCCAUAGCAAGAUGUGCUGACAGUCUGCCAGUCUUGUUUGGACUGAAGUUCAAGUUCUCUAACCAUGACAGAGUGUUUUCUGGGGAUGGUGUUGGAAUUGUCUUGCUGCAAUUACUUGAAGAAUUUCUACAGCUGAUUCAAAUUGUCUUCUGCAAUAGUGACAUUUGUUGUACUGUACAUGUAUGCGUACUUGCUUCACUGUUGGACAUAUUCAGUACAAAGACAUGGAGAUGUGAAAAAUCUGGUGCUUGCUUAGUGCCCCCUUUAGCUUACUCUCCUCAGGUUGUGCAAUAUGUGCUGAAGCUUCUUAAGAGUACCCAACGGUGGACAAGCUGUGUUGCCAGGGAGAAACCUGGUCAUGUUCUGGAUUACUCACGCAAUUCUGAGGUAGAUGGUUUGUCUUGUCGAGCCCGUUCUGUGGUGGUACCAUUGCUGAAGAAAUACACAUGUGAGGUGUAUCUGCAGCUUAUCUUCCCUUCAGAAGAGCAAUGGUUGGAUGAUUUGGUGCAUCUCAUAUCUUUUCUCCAUGAAGAAGGAGUAAAAUCAGUCACUGCACUUGAGAAAGCGCAGUUAAGUUGCACAAAACAAGCUGUUGUUUCAGAGUUGGAGUCUGUGACUAGUCAUGAGGAAGAAGCACUCUUCGGAAAUCUCUUUGCCGAAGCCCGUUCUACAGGAGUAGCUGAUAGUGUUGAACAGCCAACUUCUCUUGCUAGUGUUUCUUCAAGCAGCCAGCAUGGGCCUAUUCAAUUAGCUGCUGAUUUGAUAUGCUUUAUGAAAACGUGCAUCUUCUCUCCUGAAUGGUGCAAUGCUACGUUUAUGGAUGCUUGCAGGAAGUUUCACACAGAUCAUUUGGAACAAUUUCUGUCAAUACUCAAGUUCCAAGUUUGUCUCUCUGAUCAAAGCAGUGCUGAAAGCACAUCUUCAAACCAUAAGGAGACUAACCUACUGCACGUAAAUACAGCCUGUUUUGAGUUUCUACAAAUGUUUCUUGUUUCUGAUGAGUGUCCUGCUUCUUUAAGAGAAGAUCUUGUGGAGAAAGUGCUUAAAGUUGAGAAUGGGAAGUACACUUACAACCACUAUACGCUUGCUCUAGUUGCGCGUGCCAUUAUCUCUGGAACAAACUCAGCAUAUAAUCUGGGAAGAAAAGUUUUUGUUCAAUACUUUGGUUAUCUUUUGGAAAAGGCAAAUGACCAAUCAUCCAGCACCUUGGAUUUCAAUGAUUUUUGUGAAACUCUUCCUUGUGCCUUCCAUGUGGAAAUUCUUUUGGUGGCGUUCCAUUCAGCUACCUUGUCAGAAAAGUCCGAGUUGACUAACAUUGUGCUUUCUUCCCUAGAAAAGUUGAAACAUUCUCCAUCAGUAAAAAGUGCAUCUGGACUCACAAAAUGGGCUUUAGUCCUUUCAAGACUUCUGGUCGUUCUGCGGCAUAUUUUGUUGUAUCCGCAAACACGUCCAUCAUGGUUGUUUCUGAGGUUAAGAUCCAGGAUGCGGGAUAUCCAAGUGAAGGAAGAGCAACUACGUUCCAUGAAUGAUUGCUUGCCAUCCUUUGCAACUAUUGUUGUGGAGGGCAUACUUGCAGAUACUGUCAAGGAGUAUGCUACAACUAGUAGAUUGCUAUCGCAAUUGAUUGAUCUGACUCCAGCUCAUGCUGAGUUCUACUUUGAUAAGUCUGCUGUUGGAACUUUAGGCUUGAACUUGGCUGAUUUGGGCGCAACAAUUUCAGAAAUACUUGGUUGUUGGAGGGAUAUGAAAGCCGAAGUGGCGGAUGAUCUCAUUGUUGAAAGAUAUUUAUUUUUCAUUUGCUUGAGCACCCUUGCUGGUAUAGGUUAUCAUCACAAUUAUAGUCUUCUGAAUGAUGGUCUUUCGAACCCUGACUUUGCAGAUGUCCGCUUUUUCCUUGCAUUUUCUCUCAGUGUAAAUGACGAUGCUUUGUCUCUUGUGGGUGACAGUCUGCCUGCUGUAAUUUUUGGAUUCCUGAAGUUAUUGCAUUCUGAGAUUCUACUUGGUUCAAGUGUGCUGGAAACUUGGGAUUUUUCCAGGAAAGGAGCAUGGCUUUCUUUGAUUCUCUCUCUCAUCAGUACUGGUGUUUUGAGGCACCAAACAAGUAAAAAAACUGAGGUGGAAUCAUAUGGAAAGCAUCUGGUCCAAGAUAGAGAGCAAUUUGUUAUCGGGAAGAGUUUGGUUACAUACAUAAGUGAAAAUACUGGACAUUGUUUUAGUGUUUUAUCAUCUCUUUUGGAGACCUAUCUUCAUACUUUCAGGGAAGCAUAUCUCACCCUUGUUGAUAGAGGAAGAACUUCUGGGGAUCAUUGGUAUCCUUCCUUGCUGCUUAAGCACUCUGCAUUUGACAAAUCAAAGCAUCAUCUCCUUUUUGAGAAAGUUGGUUCGAACAUAGAAAUGCUGGAACGCAUAUGUGAUCUUCCAUCAAGGAUAGAUGGAGUUGCAACAAAACUAGGUGAAGGGCAGAAAGAUUGUUUUCUGUUGAAAUGUUUGUUACAUGGAUUUCCAUCAGAUUACACUUCUAGCAACAGUGCUCUCCUUUCUUGUAUUCUUGUAAUAAAGGAGAUCAUACACACCUUCCAUGGAUACUUGAAGAUCAUGCAACCAGGAGACAGAGAUCAAGUUGAUGUGUGCACUAUUUCCAAAUUGCUCGAUAUGGUGAUGGCUGUAAGAUCGGAUCGAUUAUUCAGAACCAUUCAUGGACAGUGUGAUUCUAUAUUUAUGAGUCUAAUCAACUACAGGGAUGAUCUCGCUAGAUACAUCGAUGUAUUUAUCCUGAAGCAGUUAGAAGGAUUUCUGGCUGACAUCAACUCGGAAGAGAGUGUCCACAAUGAGGCAGAGGAGAUUCUCGUUUCUACCAUUGUUGAUCUAGUGGAGGACCUUCGGUCUAAGACAGAUGUAUUUAAAUUCUUCCUUGGUAAUGCGGAAGGUGCACCUGAAGGAGCAAGCAGUCUUUUUGCUCCUGAACAUGCUGAAAUGUCAGUUUUUAUGAAUAUGUUGGACAAAUGCCAAUCUGAGCAGGUCAAUAUGAAGAUUCUUCACUUGUUCACUGAUAUUUUAGGCGAUGGCUUUUGUCCUGCUCUUAAGUUGAAAUUGCAAAAAAAGUUUGUUGGGAUGGAUGUGUCCAGUUUGUCUUCUUGGUUAGCGUUCAGAAUACUUGGUCAUCCUUUGAAAACUGAAAGCAUGAAUCAUACUAUGGUAGGUUCGACAACCCUAAGAGAAUCAGCAGUGGAUUUUCUUAUGCGUCUUAUCUGCCCUUCAUCUGAAACAUUGGCCAUAGACCUUCAAAAUCACCUCUUUGGUGCAAUGCUACUAUUACUUGAUAGAGCAUUUUUGUCAUGUGAUCUCCAGACUGCCAAAGCAUAUUUUCAUUUUCUCGUUCAACUAUCAACCGAGGAAUCACAUUUUAAGCAGCUAUUUGAAAGGAUGCUGAUGCUGAUGGAGACAGUGGUUGAUAAUGAGGGUUUGCUUCAUACUUUGAAGUUUCUUUUUACAGUUGUAGAGUCAGUAUUUGGUGAUGCUGGACUAAAUAGGACUGCCCUUAAGAGGCUUUCAUCUAACAAUUCUGGCAACAAUUGUGGUUCACGGUCUUUCGUACCAAAGCAAUUGAAGAAUUCAGACAGCCUUGUUCUUUGCGCCAAUCAAGAAAGUAACUCUGCGGUUGAUUGUGAUGGUAGUUCAGGUGAAGAAGAUGAAGACGAUGGAACAUCUGAUGGUGAAUUGGGUAGCAUGGAUAGAGAUGAUGAAGAGGAUGGAAACAGUGAAAGGACACUAGCAUCCAAAGUGUGCACAUUUACAUCCAGCGGCAGUAAUUUUAUGGAACAGCAUUGGUACUUCUGCUAUACGUGUGAUUUGACUGUUUCCAAAGGUUGCUGUUCUGUAUGUGCCAAGGUGUGCCAUCGGGGUCAUCGUGUUAUCUAUUCCCGUUCAAGCCGUUUCUUUUGUGACUGUGGAGCUGGCGGCGUGAGAGGAAGCAACUGCCAGUGCUUGAAACCUCGAAAAUUUACUAGAACGUCUGUGCCACCACCUACCGCUUGCAGCUUUCAGCCCAUGUUGCCUUAUCACGAUGAUCUGGAACAGGUUGCAGAUAGUGGCUCUGAUUUUGAAGAUGACAUCUCAAUUGACACAGAUAAUUCUCUCAAGUUAUCUGUGCCAAAAGGCUUCACUGCUGGACUCCCUGUAUUUCUGAGAAACCUUGAUAUUGAAGUUCGAAUGCUUGAAAUCUGCAAGAAAUUGCUUCCGACAAUACUUAGCCAAAGAGAGUUAAACCUUUUGAGAGAUAUGAAAGUUAUAUUAGGAGGUGAUAUGCUGGUGUCACGGGCUUCUGAUGUUUUCCAACUAAAGAAAGUUUUCAAAAGUGGAUCACUUGACCUGAAGAUAAAAGCAGAUUAUCCAAAUUCAAGGGAACUUAAGUCACACCUUGCUAAUGGUUCUCUUACAAAAUCAUUGCUGACUGUCGGCGUUCGAGGCAAGCUUGCUGUUGGAGAAGGGGAUAAAGUAGCUAUAUUUGAUGCAGGACAAAUUAUUGGACAGCCUACUGCAGCCCCUAUCACAGCAGACAAAACAAAUGUGAAACCUCUCUCCAGAAACAUUGUUCGCUUUGAAAUUGUUCAUCUGAUUUUCAAUCCAUUACUGGAUCAUUACCUUGCAGUUGCUGGAUAUGGGGAUUGCCAAGUACUGACUUUAAAUAAUCGUGGUGAAGUAACAGAUCGUCUUGCCAUAGAACUUGCAUUGCAAGGAGCUUAUAUUCGUCGUGUGGAAUGGGUCCCAGGUUCUCAGGUACAGCUCAUGGUGGUAACAAACAUGUUUGUGAAAAUAUACGAUCUCUCACAGGACAAUAUAAGCCCAUUGCAUUAUUUUACUGUUGCUGAUGAUAUUAUUGUUGAUGCCACCCUUGUUCCCUCAUCAAUGGGCAAGUUGGUGCUUCUUGUUCUUUCCGAAGGGGGCCUUCUUUAUAGACUUAAUGUUGUAUUGGCGGGUGAUGUUGGUGCCAAAACAUUGACCGACACAGUCUUGGUCAAAGAUGCAGUGUCUAUGCAUAAGGGAUUAUCAUUGUACUUCUCAUCAACCUACAGGCUUAUAUUCGUGUCUCAUCAAGAUGGCACUACUUUCAUCGGGCGCUUAGAUGCUGCAUCUUCAUCGGUUACUGAAUUUUCAUAUGUAGUCGAGGAAGAUCAAGAUGCUAAAUCUAAGCCAGCUGGGCUUUACCGCUGGAGAGAACUAAUAGCUGGCAGUGGGACUCUUACCUGUCUAUCCAAAUUUAAAUCAAAUGCUCCUCUUGCUGUGUCUUUGGGUCCUCAUGAGUGUUUUGCACAAAACCUGAGAUAUGGCGCCGGUUCAAAUGCUCCAAUGGUGGGUGUUGCGGCAUAUAAGCCUUUAUCCAAAGAUAAAACACAUUGUCUUCUUUUAUAUGAUGAUGGAAGCCUUCAUAUUUACUCACAUACACCUAGCGGAGGUGAUAGUUCGCCGAGCCUUACUGCAGAACAAACGAAGAAGCUGGGCAGCAGCAUCCUCAACAGCAGAGCUUACGCUAGCACCAAACCAGAAUUUCCACUUGAUUUUUUUGAGAAGACGACUUGCAUCACAUGUGAUGUGAAAUUUAGUAGUGACACAACCAAAAGCAGUGAUUCUGAAAGUAUCAAGCAGAGAUUGACCUCAGAUGAUGGGUAUUUAGAGAGUCUGACAUCCGCUGCCUUCAAGGUAUCUAUUUCAAAUCCAAAUCCUGAUAUUGUCAUGGUUGGUUGUCGAAUCCACGUGGGUAACACAUCUGCUAGCAAUAUCCCUUCGGAAAUCACGAUAUUCCAGAGGGUUGUCAAGCUAGAUGAAGGCAUGCGAUCAUGGUAUGAUAUUCCGUUUACUACUGCCGAGUCACUUCUGGCUGAUGAAGAAUUCACAAUUACAGUUGGCCGAACAUUCGAUGGUUCAUCAGUUCCUAGAAUAGAUUUCAUUGAAGUUUAUGGUCGAGCCAAAGAUGAAUUUGGGUGGAAAGAGAAAAUGGAUGCUGCGCUUGAUAUGGAAGCACAUGUCAUGGGUGGUACUACUGCUGGCGGAAAAUCAGCAAAGAGGCCCCAAGUGAUGCAAGCUACUCCUAUCCAGGAGCAGGUUUUGGCAGAUGCUCUCAGGAUCCUCUCACGGAUAUAUCUGCUCUGCCAACCAAGCUACUGUUCUGACAUUGUUGAUGCAGACUUGGAACUUAAGAAUCUAAAAUGCAGAUCUUUGUUAGAAACAAUCUUUCAAAGUGACAGGGAGCCUCUGCUACAUUCUGCGGCAUGCCGAGUCCUUCAGGCUGUGUUCCCAAAGAAGGAAAUAUACUAUCAUGUUAAGGACACUAUGCGUCUUCUGGGGGUAGUAAAGUCACUGCCAGCAAUUACUUCAAGAAUAGGAGUUGGGGGUUCUGCAUCUAGCUGGGUGAUAAAAGAGUUUAUUGCCCAGAUCCAUACAGUGUCGAAAGUUGCUUUGCACAGGAAAUUUAACUUGGUCUCUUUUCUUGAAAAUCAUGGUACGGAAUUAGUUGAUGGUCUUAUGCAAGUUUUUUGGGAUAUUUUGGAUUUAGACAGGCCAGAUACCCAAAUGAUAAAUAGUCUUGUUAUACCUUGUGUGGAAUUUAUUUAUAGCUAUGCUGAAUGCCUAGCCUUGCAUGCAAAUGAAAAAUCUGGUGUUUCAGUGGCACCUGCUGUUGCUCUGUUAAAGAAGCUGCUAUUUGCACCAUAUGAAGCUGUUCAGACAUCAAGCAGUUUGGCUAUUUCAUCACGAUUUCUACAAGUCCCUUUCCCAAAGCAGACAAUGAUAGCCACUGACGACGGACCUGAUAAUCAAGCGAAAACAAGUGCUUCUGCUAUGAAUCCCACUAGUGGAAAUGCUGAAGUUAUGAUCGAAGAAGAUCCUGCCACAUCAUCAGUGCAGUACUGUUGUGAUGGCUGUUCGACAGUUCCAAUACUUAGGCAAAGGUGGCACUGCAACAUAUGUCCGGACUUUGACUUGUGUCAAACCUGUUAUGAGAUACUUGAUGCAGAUGGUCUUCCUGCACCGCAUGCAAAAGAUCAUCCCAUGUCAUCAAUUCCGAUUGAACUUGAUACAUUUGGAGGUGAGGGCAGUGAUAUUCAUUUCUCUGUUGAUGAGCUAACAAAUACCAGUGUUCUUCAUCCUCCUCCCGUUGAUAGAAGUGUCCAGACCUCACCAUCAUCAGUUAAUCUAUUGGAUGCAAGUGGAUCUAUGGACUUCCCUGCAUCCAUGACAGACCAAAGGACAGUUUCAAUUUCUGCAUCUAAACGAGCCAUUAACUCUCUGCUACUCAGUUGUCUAAUUGAAGAGCUCAGAGGCUGGAUGGGGACCACAGCUGGCACUCAAGCCAUACCUAUAAUGCAGUUGUUCUACAGACUUUCAUCUGCAGUUGGUGGACCUUUCAUGGAUAGCUCAAAGCCAGAACAUUUUAAUUUGCAAAAAUUUGUUAUGUGGCUCAUGGAUGAAAUCAAUAUAAAUAAACCAUUUCCUGCCAAAACACGGUGUUCUUUUGGUGAAGUAUCAAUCCUUAUUUUCAUGUUUUUCACACUUAUGUUCCGUAACUGGCAUCAGCCUGGGAAUGAUAGCUCUCAUUCGAAGUCAGGUGGGAUUUCUGAUUUGACAGAGAAACAAGUUUUAGUGUCAAGCACAACACUUCUAUCCUCCAGUGGUGACCAGGAUAAAAAUGAGUUUGCUUCUCAGUUGAUCUGUGCUUGUUCUGCCCUCAGGCAGCAAUCAUUUCUGAAUUAUUUAAUGGAUAUACUGCAGCAACUUGUUCAUGUUUUCAAGUCGUCGUCCAUAAAUGGUGAAGGUGGUUCUUCUGGUUCAGGAUGCGGUUCCCUAUUGACUGUCAGGAGAGAACUACCAUCUGGGAACUUUGCUCCCUUUUUUUCUGAUUCAUACGCCAAAUCUCAUCCUACCGAUCUUUUCAUGGACUACAACAAAUUGUUGUUGGAGAAUACUUUUCGGCUAGUAUAUAGCAUGGUUCGACCAGAAAAGGAGAAGUCAGCUGAAAAGGAUAGAAGUUACAAUGUUCCCAACACAAAGGAUUUGAAGUUGGAUGGAUAUCAGGAUAUCCUUUGCAGCUAUAUUAGCAAUCCUCGUACUACAUUUGUUCGUAGAUAUGCGAGGAGGCUAUUCCUUCAUUUGUGUGGCAGCAAGACUCACUAUUACAGUGUUAGGGAUUCAUGGCAAUAUUCCCAUGAAGUCAAGAAGCUUCAUAAAAUUGUAAACAAGUCUGGAGGUUUUCGUAAUCCUGUGCCGUAUGAGAGGAGUGUUAAGCUCAUAAAAUGUUUAUCUACUCUUUGCGAUGUGGCUGCAUCAAGGCCCAGAAAUUGGCAGAAGUUCUGCUUGAAGCACAUGGAUCUUCUUCCUUUUCUGAUGGACAACUUUUACUAUUUCAGUGAAGAGUGUAUCAUUCAGACCCUGAAGCUUCUAAAUUUGGCCUUCUAUUCAGGAAAAGAUGUAAAUCAGAGUGCACACAAAACAGAGAGUGGGGAUCUUGGAGGUUCUACAAGAACUAGUUCACAAUCUUCAGAUUCAAAGAAGAAGCGCAAGGGCGAUGAUGGUUCGGAAGGUGCCUCGGACAAAUCCUGCAUGGACAUGGAGCAGGCUGUGGAAGGGUUCAAUGACAAGGAAGGGGAUGUGUUGAAGCGUUUUGUUAAUACAUUUUUGCUAGAAUGGAACUCAGCAAGCGUCCGCCAUGAGGCUAAAUGUGUUUUAUUUGGACUGUGGUACCAUGCAAAGAACAUGUUCAAGGAAACAAUGUUAAAAGUUCUAUUGCAGAAGGUUCAAUAUCUUCCUAUGUAUGGCCAGAACAUCAUCGAGUACACUGACCUCAUGACCUGUUUACUAGGAAAAGCAAAUGAUUCUAGUGCGAAGCAGAAUGAAGCUGAACUGCUGAAUAAAUGUUUAACGUCUGAUGUAAUAAGCUGCAUUUUUGACACCUUACAUUCGCAGAAUGAGCUGUUGGCAAAUCAUCCUAAUUCCCGUAUAUACAAUACGCUGAGUUGCUUAGUAGAGUUUGAUGGCUAUUAUCUGGAGAGUGAGCCUUGUGUUACCUGCAGUUGUCCAGAUGUUCCGUCCUCAAGAAUGAAGCUUGAAAGCCUCAAGUCUGAGACUAAAUUUACUGACAAUAGGAUAAUUGUAAAAUGUACUGGAAGCUUUACUAUACAAUCAGUGACGAUGAAUGUUUAUGAUGCUCGUAAGUCGAAGUCAGUGAAAGUACUGAACCUAUAUUACAACAACAGGCCUGUAACAGACUUGUCAGAACUGAAGAAUAACUGGUCUUUGUGGAAGCGUGCCAAAAGCUGCCAUCUUACUUUUAAUCAGACUGAAUUGAAGGUUGAAUUCCCCAUUCCAAUUACAGCAUGCAAUUUCAUGAUUGAGCUUGAUUCAUUUUAUGAAAAUCUUCAAGCUUCUUCCCUCGAGUCACUGCAGUGUCCACGGUGUAGCAGGUCUGUCACUGAUAAGCAUGGAAUUUGUAGCAACUGCCAUGAAAAUGCAUAUCAGUGUAGGCAAUGUAGAAAUAUCAAUUAUGAAAAUCUUGACUCUUUUCUCUGCAAUGAGUGUGGAUACAGCAAAUAUGGCCGUUUUGAAUUUCAUUUCAUGGCGAAACCAAGCUUCUCGUUUGAUAACAUGGAAAAUGAUGAUGAUAUGAGAAAAGGAUUGGCAGCAAUAGAGUCAGAGUCAGAAAAUGCCCAUAGGAGAUACCAGCAACUGAUGGGAUUUAAGAAGCCACUCAUCAAACUUGUAUCCAGCAUAGGUGAACAGGAGAUAGAUUCACAACAGAAAGAUGCUGUCCAGCAGAUGAUGGUUUCCUUGCCUGGGCCCACUUGCAAGGUAAAUCGUAAGAUUGCACUUCUUGGUGUGUUAUAUGGUGAGAAAUGCAAAGCAGCUUUUGAUUCAGUGAGCAAAAGUGUCCAGACACUACAAGGGCUGCGCCGUGUUCUAAUGACAUAUCUGCACCAGAAAAAUUCUAGUGAGACCAAUGCAUUGCCUGUCUUCUCAAUACCAAGGUCUCCAAGUAGUUGCUAUGGAUGCAGUACUAUGUUUGUUACACAAUGCCUAGAGUUAUUACAAGUGCUAUCCAAACAUGCAAACUGCAGGAAGCAACUUGUCAGUGCUGGUAUUUUACCAGAGUUAUUUGAAAACAACAUUCAUCAGGGCCCUAGAACUGCACGCACUCUUGCAAGGGCUGUGUUGUCUUCCUUCUCUGAAGGUGAUGCAGAUGCAGUCCAGGAACUGGACAAGUUGAUUCAGAAGAAAGUAAUGUAUUGUCUGGAGCACCAUCGCUCCACGGAUAUUGCACAAUCAACACGGGAAGAGUUACAGCUACUUUCAGAGACAUGUGCCCUUGUAGAUGAGUUCUGGGAGGCAAGGCUACGUGUCGCCUUUCAGCUGUUGUUCUCUUCUAUUAAAGUUGGUGCCAGGCAUCCUGCAAUUUCGGAGCAUAUUAUUCUUCCUUGCCUGAGAAUAAUUUCUCAGGCUUGCACACCUCCAAAAUCUGAUGCUGGGGACAAAGAGGCAGGUGCGGGAAAAUCUAGCUUGAUGUUGCAGUCGAAGAAUGAUGACACCAUAAGUCAACCGGCAUCUAACUUAUCCACUUUCAAGAUUCAAUCGGAUGUAUCUGGAAAAAGUCCUGAUGGAAGUCGAAGAAGUCAGGAUAUGCCACUUCUGAGCUAUUCAGAGUGGGAGAGUGGUGCAUCAUAUCUGGAUUUCGUGAGGAGGCAAUAUAAAGUAUCACAGGCAGCAAAAGGAAUACAGAAAGCACGGCAAGAUACACAGAAAUCUGAUUACCUUGUUUUAAAGUAUGGGCUCAGAUGGAAGCGUCGUGCAUGUCGGAAGUCAUCAAAAAGUGACUUCUCAAAAUUUGCCUUGGGCUCCUGGGUUUCAGACUUGAUUUUAAGUUCAUGUUCUCAGUCGAUAAGAUUUGAGAUAUGCACUCUCAUAAGCUUGCUAUGCCCAUCGAACUCGUCCAGACAGUUUCAGCUAUUGAACUUGCUCAUGUCUUUACUUCCCCGGACACUGUCAGCUGGUGAAAGUGCAGCAGAGUACUUUGAAUUACUUGGGACAAUGAUUGAUUCAGAGGCUUCACGUCUUUUUUUAACUGUUCGUGGUUGUUUAACUACAUUGUGUUCUUUGAUAACAAAAGAGGUGUACAAUGUUGAAUCGGAGGAGAGAAGCCUUAGCAUCGACAUAUCACAAGGAUUCAUUCUUCAUAAGCUUGUUGAGCUCCUAAACAAAUUUCUUGAUAUUCCUAAUAUUAGAGCAAGAUUUAUGAGUGAUAAAUUACUCUCUGAGGUGCUGGAGGCAUUUCUCGUUAUCCGUGGGCUAGUGGUGCAGAAGACAAAGUUAAUCAAUGACUGCAAUCGGCUUUUGAAAGAUCUUCUUGAUAGUUUGCUCAUCGAAAGUAUUGCCAACAAACGCCAAUUUAUUCGUGCUUGCAUCUCUGGAUUGCAGAAGCAUGUGAAGGAGAAAAAGAGACGGACAUCUCUGUUUAUUUUGGAGCAACUGUGCGAUUUGAUUUGCCCAGUGAAACCAGAGCCUGUUUACCUUCUGAUUCUAAACAAAGCACAUACUCAAGAAGAGUUUAUCAGGGGUUCUAUGACAAAAAAUCCAUACUCCAGUGUGGAGGUUGGCCCGCUAAUGAGAGAUGUGAAAAACAAAAUAUGUCACCAGCUUGAUUUGAUUGGUCUCUUAGAGGACGACUAUGGUAUGGAAUUACUGGUUGCUGGGAACAUAAUCUCACUUGACCUUAGCAUCUCCCAAGUCUAUGAGCAGGUAUGGAGAAAGCACCAUGGCCAAACUCAUCAUUCUUUGUCCAAUUCGAGUGCACUCUCUGCUGCUUCCUCUGUCAGAGACUGUCCGCCAAUGACAGUAACCUACAGACUGCAGGGUUUAGAUGGUGAAGCAACUGAGCCUAUGAUUAAAGAGUUGGAAGAGGAAAGAGAGGAAUCACAAGAUCCUGAAAUUGAGUUUGCUAUAGCAGGCGCUGUUAGGGAAUGUGGAGGUCUGGAAAUUAUAUUAAGCAUGAUUCAGAGUUUACGUGAUGAUGAGUUAAGAUCCAACCAGGAAGAUUUGGCUUCAGUUCUUAACCUUCUUAAGUAUUGUUGCAAAAUCCGUGAAAAUAGAUGUGCUUUACUACGUCUGGGUGCCCUUGGUAUGUUACUUGAUACAGCCAGACGUGCAUUCUCAGUAGAUGCAAUGGAACCAGCUGAGGGUAUUCUGUUAAUUGUAGAAAGUCUUACAUUGGAAGCUAAUGAGAGUGACAUAAGUAUCGCACAAAGUGUUUUUACAACUAGUAUUGAGGAGACUGGUGCUUGUGAGCAGGCCAAGAAAAUUGUUCUCAUGUUUUUGGAGAGGUUAUGUCAUCCUUUAGGUACCAAAAAAUCAAACAAGCAACAAAGGAAUGAGGAGAUGGUGGCCAGAAUCUUGCCCUACUUGACCUAUGGGGAGCCAGAAGCUAUGGAAGUUCUGGUUGAACAUUUUGAGCCCUAUCUUAGGGACUGGAGUGAGUUUGACCAGUUGCAGAAACAACACGAAGAGAAUAGGAAAGAUGAUAAUUUAAGCCAAAGGGCAUCAAUGCAGAGAUCUGCUGUUGAAAACUUUGUUCGAGUCUCAGAGUCACUCAAGACUAGUUCGUGCGGUGAGAGACUCAAAGAGAUUAUUCUAGAGAAGGGCAUUACAAAGGCUGCUCUUGGGCAUCUGAGGGAAAGAUUUGCUUCUGCAGGGAUGACUGGCUCUAGAACUAGUGCAGAAUGGAUAGCUGGACUAAAACUACCAUCUAUUCCAUUCAUCCUGUCAAUGUUGAAGGGGCUUGCCAAGGGCCAUUUGCCUACACAGAAGUGUGUUGAUGAAGAAGGCAUAUUACCACUUCUUCAUGCAUUAGAAGGGGUGCCUGGUGAAAACGAAAUUGGUGCGAGAGCAGAAAAUCUUUUGGACACCCUAGCCAACAAAGAAAAGAAUGGUGACGGCUUCCUAGGAGAGAAGAUUCAAGAAUUGCGGCAUGCUACAAGGGAUGAGAUGCGCCGCCGUGCUCUUCAGAAAAGAGAAAUGCUACUUCAGGGACUUGGAAUGCGACAAGAAUUUGGUUCAGAUGGAGGUAGACGUAUAGUUGUGUCUCAGCCUAUAAUUGAAGGUUUUGAUGAUGUGGAAGAAGAGGAGGAAGGGUUAGCAUGUAUGGUUUGUAGGGAAGGGUAUACCUUAAGACCAACAGACAUGUUAGGAGUGUAUGCGUUCAGUAAACGGGUGAACUUGGGUGCAACAAGCUCUGGUAGUGGCCGUGGGGACUGUGUCUUCACUACUGUUAGCCACUUCAAUAUCAUACACUACCAAUGUCAUCAGGAAGCCAAACGAGCUGAUGCUGCACUGAAGACCCCUAAAAAGGAAUGGGAUGGUGCUACCCUGAGAAAUAACGAGACAUUGUGUAACUGUAUCUUUCCGCUGAAGGGACCAUCUGUUUCACUUGGGCAGUACAACCGAUGUGUUGAUCAAUAUUGGGAUCAAUUGAAUUCUCAAGGACGAGCAGAUGGGAGUCGUCUUCGGUUGUUGACAUAUGACAUUGUUCUGAUGUUGGCCAGGUUUGCCACGGGCGCUUCUUUCAGCACUGAUUGCAAAGGCGGGGGGAGGGAGAGCAAUUCACGGUUUCUUCCUUUCAUGAUCCAGAUGGCCUCUCAUCUUGUUGAUGGAAGUGCCAACCAGCAACGUCAUGUGAUGGUGAAGGCUAUCUCUACUUACCUGUCCAAUUCUUCCUCAACUCCAGAAUCUCCCAGUCGGGUUUCAGCUUCUGUCCCUGGCGCUCGUGCUAGCCCAGGGUCAUCAGAGGAAACUGUGCAGUUUAUGAUGGUCAAUUCUCUGCUGUCCGAGUCUUAUGAGAGCUGGAUGCAACACCGCCCUGCUUUCCUGCAGAGGGGCAUCUACCAUGCUUACAUGCAACACAAGCAUGGGAGAUCCACCCUUAAGCUUUCCCCUGAACCAUCGUCCUCUGCUGUCCGGCCUGAUGAAGGCUCAUCCGCUGAUCCAAACGACAGCAAGAGGCUCUUUGCCAUUGUCCAGUCGAUGCUGGUGUACACUGGCUUGAUUGAGCAGCUGCAGCAAUUCUUCAAGAAGGGCAAGUCAGGUGAGAAAGACCAACUGAGCGGUAACCUUGGAAACUGGGAGUCUAAGAUGAAAGAAAAGCUGAGCAACAUGAAGGAGAUGGUGGGAUUAUCAAAAGAUCUGCUCUCGUGGCUCGAAGACAUGACCUCGUCUGAAGAUUUGCAGGAGGCCUUCGAUGUCAUGGGAGUGCUGACUGAUGUAUUCUCCAGCGGUUGCACGAAUUGUGAAGAUUUUGUCAGGGCAGCUAUACAUGCCGGAAGGAACUGAGCCGCAACUUCAGAAUUUGUGUUAAUAUAUAUGUCACCAGCCUUUUUGUUUCGUACGAAUAGGCAACUUUUGUGUAACACAAUAUAUCAACUUGGUUGAAGUUGUAUAAUAGUACGACGCAAUUGCCCUGUGUACUUGCAGCAUUUGGACCCCUUAUUUUUUGGGUCUCUUAUCUCAGUCGUCUCUCCCUUA